This is a messenger RNA of Triticum aestivum (bread wheat), 1632 nucleotides long. Its product is annotated as WAT1-related protein At5g64700. Bases 131 to 1450 code for a protein of 439 amino acids. Gene Ontology annotation, molecular function: transmembrane transporter activity. NCBI's taxonomy places the organism in Eukaryota, Viridiplantae, Streptophyta, Magnoliopsida, Poales, Poaceae. Gene Ontology annotation, cellular component: membrane. The record is from RefSeq and is a predicted model, not a curated record. The transcript has 7 exons.
GCAGCAUAAGUAGCUGCAGAGACUCAUCGCAGGAUAGAGAGGCGACAAUCGAUUCACACGCUCUGACCACACUUUGAUCUGAUCUGUUCGGUACCUGACGGAGCCGUGGUAGCUCAAGCUCGCUGCCGGCAUGGAGGUGGAUGGCAAGAAGCCGUACGUCAUCGCCGUGAUCAUACAGGUCAUCGCCACCGGCAUGCUCGUCACCUCCAAGGCGGCGUACAACCAGGGGUUCAACACCUACGUCUUCGUCUUCUACCGCCAGGCCGCCGCGUCUCUUCUCUUGCUGCCUCUCGCCAUUGUCCUCGAAAGGAAAAACAUACGGUUAAUCUCGUUCCGGUUGCUCAUGAAGCUGUUCCUCUAUGCCUUAUUCGGGACUACAUUUAGCUUGAACCUGUACAACGUGAGCCUCAAGUUAACAUCUGCUACCGUGGGGUCUGCAACCAGCAACUCCAUGCCCGUGGUCACCUUCAUCAUAGCGUUACUGCUGAGGAUGGAAGUGGUGAAGCUGAGGAGCCCCUCGGGCAUAGCCAAGGUGGCCGGCGUCGGGCUCUGCCUCGCCGGGGUGCUCGCCAUCGCCUUCUACGUCGGUCCGUCCCUGGACCCGGUGAACCACCACCGCGCCUUUGCUGUCGCAAACGGGGAGGCUGAUGCGAAGAGGGGGACGUGGAUCAUGGGCACGUUGCUCAUGGUGCUCGUCAACGUGACGUGGUCCCUGUGGAUCGUCCUGCAGGCCGCGCUGCUCAAGGAGUUCCCCCACAAGCUGCUCGUCACGGCGACGCAGUGCGCCUUCAGCGCGGGCCAGUGUUUCGUCGUCGCGGCGGUCGCCGAGAGGGACUUCUCCCGGUGGCAGCUGGGGUUCGACGUCACAUUGGUCGCCGUCCUCUACACCGGGUUUGUGGUGACGGGAGUGUCGUACUACCUGCAAGCAUGGUGCGCGGACAUGAGAGGGCCGGUCUUCCUCGCCGUGUGGAACCCGCUCUGCUUCGUCUUCACCAUUUUCUGCUCCUCCUUCUUCCUCGGAGAGAUCGUUCACCUCGGCAGUAUCUUGGGUGGAAUUCUUCUCGUUGGAGGUCUGUACAGCGUGCUGUGGGGUAAAAGCAAGGAGAACCGGACUGGGCCAUGUGGUGAGCCGAUUAUGAUGAUCCAUGGCGUGGGUGACGGGAAAUCUGCAGAUGAGGAGGAGAAGAAUGCGAGGAGCAAACAAGUUAACGGGGAGAUGGAGCACGAUAAAGAAGCAACGGAUGAGAGGACUUGUGGUUAUGACAAAUGGAUCGACAAACCAUGGCAGGGAAGGGAGAGAAGUGUAAUUGCUAAUCUUGCUAGCAAGAAAGAGGUUUUGGAGAAGAAGCUGAAGGAGAAAGAUGGUGACAUAGAAGCUGUGAAGGAGAAGCAGAUAAUGGAGACGAGAAUGAUUGCAAUGGAGAUCAGUUGCUAUCCAGAGAUAGGAUGAUAAUGUUUUGCUAUAUUAAUGUAUUUUGGUUUAGUCGCAAUCAUGUUUGCAAUGGCUGGCAGGUCCUGAUGCAUUUAGUUUUAAUGUAUUUUGGUUUAGUUGAGACAAAAUUAGUAUUUUGAUGAACUCAAUGAGAUGUACUACUGAAAUGCUUGGUCUGUGUAUUGAAAGAAAAUGGCAAU